AUGCCUGCUUCAACGGUGGAGGAGGAGAUUCAGUUAACUCCAUGGGAUCUCCAACUCCUCCUAGUUGAUCCCAUUCAAAAGGGCCUCCUCUACCGUAACGACCCGGUCACUCCACCGAUCAUAAUCCAACACCUCAAACAUUCCCUUUCAUCCACCCUUUCUUUCUUCCCACCGCUUGCGGGCCGCCUUUCCGUUACGGAACAUGACGACAACACUUCCUCCGUUUCCGUUAUUUGCAACAACUCCGGAGCAUUGUUUGUCCAUGCAGUUGCGGAUGACUACUCCGUUAACGAUAUCGUUAGUUCCGUUUACACUCCACGCUUUGUGCACUCUUUGUUCCCGCUCAACAGGGUUAGAAACCACGAAGGAACAACCAAGCCGUUGUUGGCGGUUCAAGUCACGGAGCUCAACGACGGUUACUUCAUCGGGUGCACCAUGAACCACGUUGUUGGAGACGGAACUUCCUUUUGGCAUUUCAUGAACUCUUGGGCUGAGAUCUCACGUGGUUCGGAAAAAUUGUCCAAGCCUCCCGUGCUUGAACGCUGGUUCCUUGACAGCGGCCAUGGCUGCUCCGCGUCUGCCAUACGGGUUCCUUUGACGAAGGAGAAGAUGAUCCAAAGUGGUUACUACGGUUUCGUCUCAGAACUGCAACGCGAGAGAGUUUUCCAUUUCAGUAAAGACAAGAUCGCUGAACUCAAGACAAAAGCCAAGGCAGAACUUGAAGGCGAAAGCAAAAACAAAAUAUCUUCGCUGCAAGCGCUUUUGACUCACCUGUGGAGAUCCGUGGUUCGGAACCAGGGUCUUGAGCCCGAAGAAGAGGUGAAUUACAGGUUGCUGAUAGGUGGUAGGGGGAGAAUGAAGAGUCCGGCAUUGGCGGAAAACUAUUUUGGGAAUGCGGUGCAGGACGGAACAGUGAGCAUGAAGGUUAAAGAGCUUCUAGAAGGAGGGCUUGGAAAGGGUGCGUUGGAGAUGAGAAAGAUAGUUGAUUUGCACACGGAGGAGAAGAUGAAGAGUUAUUAUAGGGGUUGGGUGAAGAACCCUAGGCUUCUGACGGAGGGAGGCAUGGCUGGCAAUGCUUUAGUGACAAGCAGUUCGCCAAGGUUUGAUGUUUAUGGGAAUGAUUUCGGGUGGGGGAAACCGGUGGCGGUGAGAAGCGGAGCCGGGAACAAGAGCCAUGGUAAGAUAACGGUUUUUGCUGGGGCGGAAGAUGGUGUUGACAUUGAGGUUUGUCUUUCCUAUGAGAUAUUGGAAGCUAUGGGUAAUGACUGUGAAUUCAUGGAUGCCGCCUCGCUCCGCCGCCUAAUAACAAAUUGAACUUUUUCUAUCAAUUAAUUAAAGUCAUUAUCUUAUGUUUAAGUGUUUAAGUGUUUAACUCGUCAAUCAUCCACACCCUCGUCAUUGAUGAAUAAAGUGCAACAUGGAUCUAAGUUAGCUAAGUGGAUCGAACAUCAUAUUACAUCCAAUCAUGAAUAAAACGAGUGAUCAAUGAUAAUUUCUGUUCUGCCGUACGUA
Molecule: messenger RNA, 1512 nt
Organism: Arachis ipaensis
Lineage: Eukaryota; Viridiplantae; Streptophyta; Magnoliopsida; Fabales; Fabaceae
Source: RefSeq, a predicted model, not a curated record